Erigeron canadensis is the source of this 2465-nucleotide messenger RNA. RefSeq names its product cyclic nucleotide-gated ion channel 1-like. Gene Ontology annotation, cellular component: membrane. Lineage: Eukaryota; Viridiplantae; Streptophyta; Magnoliopsida; Asterales; Asteraceae. Gene Ontology annotation, molecular function: voltage-gated potassium channel activity. Gene Ontology annotation, biological process: transmembrane transport; potassium ion transport. Bases 164 to 2323 code for a protein of 719 amino acids. The record is from RefSeq and is a predicted model, not a curated record. The transcript is spliced from 7 exons.
ACCUCCGCUAUUCAUUCGAUUGGUCAUUUUCUACUGUCUGCACACAUUAAUUAAUCAUAUAUAUAUAUAUAUAUAUCAGAAGCUAGUUUUCAGAGUUGGUUUGCAGGGGGCGGAGAUCGAAUGCAUGUACUAAUUAGUACCAGUAAUUAAGUUGUUUGUUGAAAUGAAGUUCAAGCAUGAAAGAUAUGUAAGGUUUAAGGAGGAUACAAUUCUUAGCGGGGAGCAAUAUUCUGAUAGUAGUAGCAGUUAUUAUGAUCGCCCGCCAAGAAAUGGUUAUGGACGAAUCGUCCAACUGCCAUCUUUAAUAUUAAGCGGAUUUAAGCACCGUGGCUUCAAGAGUAGUAGUAACCAUCACCAUGGGUCGCCUAAAGAAGCAUCUGCAAAUAAGAAAAAGAUGAUGACCCUAGACCCACAGGGCUCUUUUCUUCAAAAGUGGAACAAAGUAUUUGUCAUCAUUAGCAUCAUUGCUGUCUCCUUAGACCCGCUGUUCUUUUACAUUCCUGUUAUUAACAGCGACGAAAACUGCCUCGGUUUAGACAACCAUAUGAAGAUUAUCUCCUGUGUUCUUCGAACUGUGAUUGAUCUCCUUUACCUUCUCCACAUAAUCUUCGAGUUCCGCACUGGGUUUAUCGCUCCUUCUUCUAGAGUGUUUGGAAGGGGUGAACUGAUCGACGACUCUUUUGCUAUUGCAAGGCGAUACUUGUGCUCUUACUUCAUGGUGGACAUAUUGUCAAUCCUUCCCCUUCCCCAGGUGACCAUUUUGAUCAUCAUACCAACCAGAAAGGGACCGAUUUCAUUGGUCACUAAGGAUUUGCUCAAGUUUGUCAUCUUUUCUCAGUAUAUCCCACGAUUUAUUCGGAUCAUUCCGCUAUAUACAGAAGUGACUAGGACUUCUGGCAUAUUUACUGAGACCCCCUGGGCGGGAGCUGCUCUCAAUCUCUUUAUCUAUAUGCUAGGCAGUCAUAUAAUCGGAUCCUUCUGGUAUUUAUUCUCAAUAGACAGGGAAGAUGACUGCUGGCGUGCUGCAUGCAAGGCUAAUGACGCCUGUGAUGUCAAUUAUCUAUACUGUGGAGAGGACCGUAAGGGUACUGGAGACUAUUCAUUUCUAAGUACAUCUUGCCCCCGUCUUCAACCAGAUCAAAUACAAAAUCCAUCAGAUUUUGACUUUGGCAUAUUUCUUGAUGCUUUCGAGUCUCACGUGGUGGAAACCAAAGAUUUCCCAAAAAAGUUCUUGUACUGCUUUUGGUGGGGUUUAAGAAAUUUAAGCUCACUUGGUCAGAACCUCAAGACAAGUAAGUACGUGUGGGAGAUGCUAUUCGCCAUCUCCAUCUCCAUUCUGGGAUUGGUCUUGUUUUCAUUUCUGAUUGGCAACAUGCAGAAAUAUCUUCAAUCUAUGACUGUAAGGGUAGAAGAAAUGAGGGUAAAACGGAGGGAUGCAGAGCUGUGGAUGUCUCAUCGCUUGCUACCUGAUGAUCUAAGGGAGCGUGUGAGGCGCUAUGAACAAUACAAAUGGCAAGAAAACCGGGGAGUCGAUGAAGAAUCUCUCAUUCGCAACCUGCCCAAAGACUUGAGAAGGGACAUAAAGCGUCAUCUUUGCUUGUCUCUACUUAUGAGAGUGCCGAUGUUUGAAAUUAUGGAUGAGCGGUUGUUGGAUGCAAUGAGCGACUGCCUGAAGCCAGUUCUUUACACAGAGAAUAGCUACAUAGUCCGAGAGGGGGAUCCGGUAGAUGAGAUGCUAUUUGUCAUGCGUGGAGAGUUGCUAACCAUGACCACCAACGGUGGAAGAACAGGAUUCUUUAACUCUAUCUUUCUUAAAGCAGGUGACUUCUGCGGAGAUGAACUUCUCACAUGGGCAUUGGAUCCAAACUUGUCUACAAGUCUACCCAUCUCAACCAGAACGGUGAGACCAGUGACAGAUGUAGAAGCUUUUGCUUUAAAGGCUGAUGACCUCAAGUUUGUCGCCUCUCAGUUUAGACGUCUACACAGCAAGCGCCUCCAGCAUACUUUUAGGUACUACUCACAGCAAUGGAGGACAUGGGGAGCUUGUUUUAUACAGGUGGCAUGGCGCAGACACUGUAGAAGGAAGCAAGAGAAGGCCUUGUGGGAGGAAGAAAAGAGACUACAGGAUGCAUUAGCAGAGGGUGCUGAAACCUCAUCCCCAAGUCUUGGUGCAGCAAUCUAUGCAUCCAGGUUUGCUGUCAAUAUAUUACACAACUUGAGGAGGAAUCGCUCACAUACUUCAAAACUAUUGUUGCCUGUAAUACCAUCCUUGCUGCCACAGAAACCAGUGGAUCCCGAUUUUAGUAAUGAGGUCAUUGAAUAAGCUAGGUACUAUUCUUUAUAAGUAUUGGUCGGUACUACAUCUAAAGAGUUCACACAUACAGUUUGGUCGAUAAUUUGUGCAAUAUACUAUACCUUUUAUCAGCAUUAUGGAUAUGGAAGAAUAUAAAAGUAUACUUGUGCCA